CUGUAUUAACAAGUAUCUGUUCUAUCAUCCAUAGAGUGCUGUAGAAGAAAGGUAAAUGUAAUAUGGAAAGAACCAAUGAUACCAUACUGACAGAAUUUGUUCUUGUUGGACUUUCUGCCCACCCAAAGCUCCAGACAGUUUUCUUUGUGCUAGUUUUGUGGAUGUACCUGAUGAUCCUGCUGGGAAAUGGAGUCCUCAUCUCAGUAAUCAUCUACGAUUCUCACUUGCAUACCCCCAUGUAUUUCUUCCUCUGUAAUCUUUCCUUUCUGGACAUUUGCUACACAAGCUGUUCUGUCCCACUAACCCUUGACAGCUUUCUGACAGUAAAAAAAAGGGUUUCCUUCUCUGGGUGCAUGGUGCAAAUGUUUCUGUCCUUUGCCACAGGGGUCACAGAGUGUGUGCUUCUAGGCAUGAUGGCACUUGACCGCUAUGUGGCCAUCUGCUACCCACUGAGAUACCCUGUCAUCAUGAGCAAAGGUGCCUACAUGCCUAUGGCAGCUGGAUCCUGGGUUACUGGGCUUCUUGACUCAGUGGUGCAGACAUCUCUUGCAGUGCAGUUACCCUUCUGUGCUAAUAAUGUUAUUAACCAUUUUGUCUGUGAAAUUCUAGCUAUCCUAAAGCUGGCCUGUGCUGAUAUUUCAAUCAAUGUACUCAGCAUGGCAGGGUCGAAUCUGGUUGUUCUCGUUAUUCCAUUGCUAGUAAUUUCUAUCUCUUACAUUUUUAUUGUUGCCACUAUUCUGAGGAUUCCUUCCAGUGAAGGAAAACGUAAGGCCUUCUCCACCUGCUCAGCACACUUGACAGUAGUCAUUAUAUUCUAUGGAACUACCUUCUUCAUGUAUGCAAAGCCCAAGUCCAAAAGCUCCGGUGGCACAGAUAAUCAGGACAUCGUUGACGCCCUCAUUUCCCUCUUCUAUGGAGUAAUGACCCCAAUGCUCAAUCCUCUCAUCUAUAGUCUAAGGAACAAGGAUGUAAAGGCUGCUGUGAAGAACAUGGUGGGUAGGAAAAACUUCUCUGAUGGCAUAUGAAUACUGCUUUAUGCUACGUGACUCCGAAUCCACAGUGGCCACAGACACAAAAUUCAAAAAGAGAAAAUUACCAUGUGAAAACAAACUCACUAUGUG
Messenger RNA from Manis pentadactyla (Chinese pangolin), 1121 nucleotides. Its product is annotated as olfactory receptor 13C8. NCBI's taxonomy places the organism in Eukaryota, Metazoa, Chordata, Mammalia, Pholidota, Manidae. Gene Ontology annotation, molecular function: G protein-coupled receptor activity; olfactory receptor activity. The record is from RefSeq and is a predicted model, not a curated record. Gene Ontology annotation, biological process: G protein-coupled receptor signaling pathway. The transcript has a single exon. Gene Ontology annotation, cellular component: membrane. Bases 63 to 1025 code for a protein of 320 amino acids.